CCCGCGCAGGCCCAGUGGCCGAGCGGCGACCUGGGGCUACCCCGCUAGCUCCAGCGCCGCUUCCUUGGCCACUGCCUGGGGAGAGCCGGAGGAUGAACUGAACCUCGCAGCCGCUGCUAUCUCAAGCGUUCAUUACAGGGCAUGGUGUCUAUCUGAAGAAUAUUUUACUUUCAAAGGAAGGAUGCUGUCUCCAGAUGAUAAAAUGUUAGGAAAACUGGAUCCAUUUUAUCGAUCUUCAGUGUCCAAGCAGAAGACCAGUGCAGAAAUCAUAAGUGAAGCACGAAAUGCGUUAAGAACAGUUAGAACCCAAAGACCAUUUACACCACAGGAAGCCCAAAGAAAACUAUUCGGACCUGCAUCCUCAAGAACGUCAGAAAAUAGACCUCCUUCCUCCUUCAGCCUCCAUGCAUCCAGUUUUGAGUCAUCUGAUUCCAGGCCUAUCUCUGGCGCACGUCUUAGUCCACUAGAGCUGAAACCGAAAGUUCCAGCAUCUCCCACCAGAGAGGAGGAUUCCUGCUUUUCCUUUCCUAAGCCCCCAGUGGACCCUGCGAAGAUUAGAAGAAUAAGCAGUGCCAGGGCUCGCUUAUUCAGGGCUGCCUCCCAGGGGGCCCUUCUGCCGGACAGAUCCCUUCCUCCCUCUGACUCAAAGAAGACAGUGGAAUCCAAAGAAACAGUUAUGAUGGGGGACUCUGUGGUGAAAAUAAAUGGGAUUUAUUUAACAAAAUCAAAUGCUAUUUGCCACUUAAAGAGUCACCCACUUCAGCUAACUUAUGAUGGAGGCUUCAGUGAAAUAAAGGAGCAAGAAAUGUUCAAAGGAACAACAUCCUUACCGUCUCAUCUCAAGAGUGGAGGGGACCAGGGGAAGAGACAUGCGAGGGCCUCAUCACGCCCCAGUAGCUCAGACCUGAGCAGGCUGCAAACCAAAGCAGUCCCAAAAGCUGACCUGCAAGAAAAGGACGCAGAAAUAGAAGUAGACGAAGUCUUUUGGAAUACAAGGAUUGUACCGAUUUUGCGUGAAUUAGAAAAGGAAGAAAACAUUGAAACGGUUUGUGCUGCUUGCACACAACUUCAUCAUGCUUUAGAGGAAGGAAACAUGCUUGGAAAUAAAUUUAAGAGAAGAAGUAUUCUCCUGAAGACCCUAUGUAAACUAGUUGAUGUUGGUUCAGACUUGCUCAGCCUUAAACUUGCAAAAAUAAUUCUAGCACUUAAAGUGAGUAGAAAGAAUCUUCUUAAUGUCUGCAAACUUAUAUUUAAAAUUAGCAGGAAUGAGAAGAAUGAUUCUUUGAUUCAAAAUGACAGCAUUCUGGAAUCAUUGUUGGAGGUACUAAGAAGUGAAGACCUGGAAACUAACAUGGAAGCUUUUUUAUACUGUAUGGGGUCUAUAAAGUUCAUUUCUGGAAAUCCAGGAUUUCUUAAUGAAAUGAUCAGCAAAGGUGCUGUGGAAAUACUGAUAAAUUUGAUAAACCAAAUAAAUGAGAACACCGAGAAAUGUGGUACAUGUUUGCCUAAUUCGGGCCACUUGCUAGUCCAGGUGACUGCUACGUUGAGAAACUUGGUUGAUUCACCAUUAGUAAGAACUAAGUUCCUAAGCAUCAGUGCCCUUCCCCAGCUCUGCACGGCGAUGGAACAGUACAUGGGUGACAAGGACGUCUGUACCAAUAUUGCCAGAAUAUUCAGCAAACUUACUUCUUACCGUGACUGCUGUGCAGCCUUGGCCAGCUAUUCCAGAUGUUAUGCCUUAUUUCUGAAUCUAAUUAACAAAUACCAGAAGAAGCAGGAUUUAGUCGUCCGUGUUGUUUUUAUUCUUGGUAACCUGACGGCGAAAAAUAACCAGGCUCGUGAACAAUUUUCCAAAGAGAAAGGGAGCAUCCAAACUCUGCUGUCAUUAUUCCAGAUGUUCCAUCAGCUGGACCUGCAUUCCCAGAAGCCGGCGGGCCAACGAGGCGAGCAGCACAGGGCGCAGAGGCCGCCGUCAGAGGCAGAGGAUGUGCUCAUCAAGCUGACCCGCGUGCUGGCCAACAUUGCCAUCCACCCGGGCGUGGGCCCGGUACUGGCUGCCAACCCGGGGAUAGUGGGCCUGCUCCUGACCACGCUGGAAUACAAGUCACUUGAUGAUUGUGAGGAGCUGGUGAUCAAUGCUACAGCGACAAUCAACAAUUUAUCUUACUACCAAGUGAAGAAUUCCAUAAUUCAAGACAAAAAGCUAUAUAUUGCUGAAUUGCUCUUAAAGCUUCUUGUCAGUAACAACAUGGAUGGAAUCCUGGAGGCUGUGCGUGUUUUCGGAAAUCUCUCCCAGGACCGUGAUGUCUGCGAUUUCAUUGUGCAGAACAAUGUCCACAGGUUCAUGAUGGCGCUGCUGGAUGCUCAGCAUCAGGAUAUCUGCUUUUCUGCCUGUGGUGUUCUCCUCAAUCUCACUGUGGAUAAAGACAAGCGUGUCAUCCUGAAAGAAGGAGGUGGCAUUAAGAAGUUAGUGGAUUGUUUAAGAGAUUUUGGUCCUACUGAUUGGCAACUGGCCUCCUUGGUUUGUAAAACUUUAUGGAACUUCAGUGAAAACAUCACUAAUGCUUCGUCAUGUUUUGGAAAUGAAGACACCAACACACUCUUACUCCUGCUCUCAUCAUUUUUAGAUAUGAAAUAACUGAGAUUCAGUAACUUGCCCGAAGUCAAAUAUGUAAGUUAAAGGCAAUUCAACCUGUCAAAUCUAUUUCAAAGGGAUAAUAUAACUCAGAAAAUGCAUGCAAAGCAUUCAGAUGGCUGUGAUACUGCUUCUAAAAUUUAUUUUUGAAGCAUAAAAUAAACACCUGCUUUUUUUUUGCUACAGCAAAAGAAUGCAGGAGGGGAUUCUGAUUCAUCAUAUAUAGGAAUUAAAAUUUGCUUAUAGAAAACUGAACUUGCUCUGUUUCAAAGGAGUAACAAAACUGAGAAUAUAUAAAAGCCAGGAAGAUAAGGAAUAGAGGUGAAAGCAUUUUAACACAUUUACAUUCACCUGAUAUCACCUUCUAUAUUGGUGCAAAGUUAAACAUGAAAAAGAAUUUUAAAGAGAGAAAUUUCUAGAUCAAAGUUGAUUAAAUCUUCUGAAAGAUAAAAAAUUAUGAAGCCAGACUGUUUAUUUUGUGCAAAAGAGAAGAAUGUGAUUGGCACAAAAAGUCUUCACCACUAGGCCACACUAUUUUCAGCCUUCCCUCAUGUCACUGUAGUAGCCAGUCUAUAUUAUUUGGCCCUGAUGGGACACAUGCUGUUGGCUCCUGAUCCUAAAAUUAUCUAAGUGUAAACUCCUAGAGGGUCUUAGAGUUUUGUACGUCACUUUUGUAUAAUUUUGUAUAUCACCUAGACUAGUGAUGAGCAUGAGGCAGUCAAUAAAACCUUACUGAAUGAAUCGAUAUAGGGGCCCAAUAUCACCACAGUCUUAACAGGGUGGGUUUUUCUAAGAAGCCAAUUGAAGAAAUAAUAUAACAGCAAUUAUUGUGAUUAGUUUUAUGACAAUCUCAUGACAAAUAAU
Messenger RNA from Cercocebus atys (sooty mangabey), 3499 nucleotides. RefSeq names its product armadillo repeat containing 2 (gene ARMC2). Gene Ontology annotation, molecular function: protein binding. Lineage: Eukaryota; Metazoa; Chordata; Mammalia; Primates; Cercopithecidae. Gene Ontology annotation, biological process: sperm axoneme assembly; cilium organization. The transcript is spliced from 18 exons. The record is from RefSeq and is a predicted model, not a curated record. The coding region runs from base 182 to 2638 and encodes 818 amino acids.